GUUCAUUUGUGUCGUCACGAUAAAAAACCUAAUUGUCUCAGCUUGUAUAUCGAAAAUAAUAAACAUCGUUUUAAAUAUGAUAUCUGGUUCUGCAACAACUGGAGUUAGUGCUUUGACAAAAGCUAAUGCAUACGAGAACGAUCACAUUGAUGUUGUGGAAUACGCAAACGAAGGCGGAUUUUUCCAUGCCGAUUACAAGAAGCAUGACGAUUUGAAGCAAAUGCUCGAUAGUAAUAAAGACAGCCUGAAACUAGAAGCUAUGAAGCGAAUUAUCGGAAUGAUUGCAAAAGGUCGGGAUGCAUCUGAUUUAUUUCCAGCUGUCGUAAAAAAUGUAGUUUCGAAGAAUAUUGAAGUUAAAAAGCUUGUAUACGUCUAUUUAGUUCGUUAUGCUGAAGAACAGCAGGAUCUUGCUCUUUUAUCAAUUUCAACUUUCCAGCGAGCUUUGAAAGAUCCCAAUCAACUAAUCCGGGCAAGUGCUUUACGAGUUCUUUCUAGUAUUAGAGUAUCCAUGAUUGUGCCGAUUGUGAUGUUAGCCAUUAGAGAUUCGGCUACGGAUAUGAGUCCAUAUGUUCGAAAAACUGCCGCACACGCCAUACCGAAACUUUACAACUUAGAUCCUGAACAAAAGAACGAAUUGAUCGGUGUUAUCGAAAAAUUACUUUCCGAUAGGACGACAUUAGUUGUUGGAUCAGCUGUAAUGGCGUUCGAAGAUGUUUGUCCGGAACGAACAGAUCUUAUUCAUAAAAAUUAUCGUAAGUUGUGUAAUCUACUUGUAGAUGUUGACGAAUGGGGGCAGGUUUUAAUUAUCAACAUGUUAACGAGAUAUGCCAGGACGCAGUUUCUUGAUCCAAAUAUAGAUGAUUAUUUUGAGGAGAACGACGAACAACCUUUCUAUGAUGAAGAACUUUCAGAAUCAAAGCAAGGAAAAAAUAUUUUCAAUCCGGCAAAGAAAACAUAUUCAUUAGAUAUCGAUCAUCGUCUGUUGUUGCGCCAAACAAAACCUUUGCUUCAAAGUCGCAAUGCAUCUGUCGUGAUGGCGGUUGCACAACUGUAUCAUCACAUUGCUCCUAAGAAUGAGGUGAUUAUCGUGGCGAAAGCUUUGAUUCGUUUGCUUCGAAGUCAUAAAGAAGUACAAAGCGUGGUCUUAACAUGCAUCGCAUCAAUGUCUGCGGAGAGAAAAUCUAUCUUUGAACAAUAUCUAAAAUCUUUCUUUGUGCGUACCAGCGAUCAAACUCAUAUUAAACUAAUGAAACUGGAUAUUUUAACAAGUCUGGCAACUGAGACUAGCAUUGCGGUAAUUUUACGUGAAUUUCAAGCAUACAUCAGCAGCAAUGAUAAGGAUUUUGUUGCUUCGACCAUUCAAGCUAUAGGUAGAUGUGCAGCUUCAAUAAAAGAAGUUACUGAUACUUGUUUGAGUGGGUUGGUUCAUCUGUUAUCUAACAAAGAUGAAUAUGUGGUUGCGGAAAGCGUAGUUGUCAUAAAGAAACUUUUACAAACGCAAAAGGAAGAACAUUUUGAUAUUAUAACGCAAAUGGCUAAACUACUUGGCUUCAUUCAGGUUCCUGCCGCUCGUGCUUCUAUUCUUUGGUUAAUAGGAGAAUACAACACAAAGGUUCCAAAAAUAGCCCCUGAUGUACUUCGUAAACUAGCUAAAACCUUUAUUGACGAAGAAGAUAUUGUUAAAUUGCAAAUUUUGAAUUUAGCUAUGAAACUGUAUCUUAAUAAUCCAGAACAAACUGAGUUACUUUGGCAGUACUUAUUCAAUAUGGCACGAUACGACCAAAACUACGACAUUAGAGAUCGAGCAAGAUUUUUAAAACAUUUAAUGUUUCCUUCCAGUGGGAAACAAACUACUUUAGCAAAAAAUGCAAGAAAUAUUUUUCUUGUUAAAAAGCAAGCUCCAACGCUAGAAAGUAAAUACAACGGUAGAAAGCACUUUCAGCUCGGUUCGCUUUCGCAUUUUUUGAACAUGAGAGCCAAUGGAUACCAAGAUUUACCGUCAUUUCCAGAGGUAGCACCAGAUAGUUCUGUUCGCUUCGUCGAAUUAACAACAAAAUAUGGGCAACCCGUACAUACAAUACAAACUGAUAUCAAAGAUCAAAGUCUAUUAGAAGGCAAAUCAAAAGAAAAAAGGUGUCCAAAGUUAAAAUCGUUUUACUCACAAUCUGAGAAAAGCUCAUCGGAAGAUGAAAGUGAAUCCGGAUCAAGUUCAACUUCUGGAAGUUCUACAGAAUCUUCUUCAAGAUUUAGUUCUGUAUCAGCAUAUGAAGCAAAUAAAAAUGCAAGAACUGAAAACCAGUAUAAUGAAGUAGAUGGUGCCUUUGACGCUAGAUUCGAAUCAUUGGAAAGUGAUAACAGCAACAGUGGUAACGACAGUUACAACAGCUCAACAAGUGAUAAUAGUGAAAGUUGUUCUAGCGCACCGAGCUCAAAAUUUGCAAAUAAUGAACUUUUAAGAAGAAAAUCGUGCGACAGAUCUCAAACUGAGACAGAAAAACAACUGAAUAAUAAAAAUGUUGACCUACUUCUGAAUCUCGACGAUAUUCUACCAAUAGGUCCGAUUAUGACUCCUUCAUUGGCUGGAUUUUUAACUCCUAUGAUUGGGGCGACGACAAAAAUCCAAACGCAAUGCGAAAUCGAUUUAGUUGGUCCCAGUUAUAUUUCUACGUGUUGUAGCGAGCUGCUAAAUAGAGUCAAUGGAUUUGGUCUUGGAAUUACCUAUCGCUUCACGCGUGCUCCUCAUUUGUAUUCAGCCAGGAUGAUUUCAGUUGAAUUAAUUUUUACCAAUUAUGGUCCCAACAAGUUAGAAGAUAUUAAACUCAGCCAGAAAAAUCUGCCUCCUGGCAUGAUGUUGAACGAGUUUCCACCGAUUGAUGUACUAAAUAUACAACAAUCGAAAAUGGGUGUUUUGGGACUAGAUUCUAACGAUUCGACCCAACCAGUAAGCUUUGAAAUAAUGUCAAAUAGUGGAAGCAGCAGCGUUAUUCUCAAAAUCCCUGUUGGGGAGCUAGUUCGGUCAAUUUCGAUAUCGGUAUCAUUAUUUGCAACUGAACGUGCAAAACUUAGAGGUAUGACAGAACAUUUCUGCAGUGUAGAACUUAAUCCUGCUUUGUCGAUUGCGAAUGGUUCAUUGCAUCAGCGCAUUUAUGAAACGGCCAAUGUGGCAAACAUCCAGAGUACCGAAGUGAAUCAGUUAUUUUUUGCUGGUCAAACGAUGAAUUCGUCAAGCCUAGUAUUAAUCGUGUUACAAAUAAAUAAGAUGACGGAAUGUAUACUGACUGUUAAUUGUGAAAAAAUUGUUAUUGGAUCAAUGUUACUGAAUGAGAUUAAAGCAGCACUUAAACGUUAAUUAUACUAAAUCAUUCAAUUUUUUAUAAUCUGGAAUUAGGCAAAUGAUUCGGGAAUUAGUUGAACAAUGUUAUUAAUCCUUUUUGUAAGGACUAGCAUUUCUAAUAUUUCACAAGUAAAACCUUAAGCAACCAUUUAAAGCUAUUACAUAGAUAAAUACAUAAUAAUGAUUGAAAAUUUGAGCAGAAAAAUUGCAUUUUU
This is a messenger RNA of Malaya genurostris, 3549 nucleotides long. It is a transcript of the gene rb, whose product is annotated as AP-3 complex subunit beta-2. The record is from RefSeq and is a predicted model, not a curated record. Lineage: Eukaryota; Metazoa; Arthropoda; Insecta; Diptera; Culicidae. The coding region runs from base 77 to 3349 and encodes 1090 amino acids. The transcript is spliced from 4 exons. Gene Ontology annotation, cellular component: membrane coat; AP-3 adaptor complex. Gene Ontology annotation, biological process: intracellular protein transport; vesicle-mediated transport.